CUGAGUGCUGGAGGAAGGGAGGGAGGGAGGAAGAGAGAGGAUCAGGGUCAGAUGAAUUGUAGUCUGAGUGACGGAGGAUGUGCAAAUGAAGAGGUGAACGUUUGUGAGAGAGAGGACGAAGAAACAGGGAGGGUUAGAAGAGGGCUGUGUCUGUGAGAGAGAGAGAGAGACAGGAGGAGGACAGGGACAUAAAGAGAGGAAGGAAAAAGAGGGGCAGGAGGAGGCAAAAGAGAGAGAGAGAGAGAGAGAGAGAGGAGGGGAAAAAAGGACAAGACAGGACAAGAGGAUCCACGCUUGGAGGGAAGAUGGCUGAGCCAGAGCUGAAAUCGAGGAGCAGCCGGGAGAGCGUUGCCAAGGCGGCGAGCCAGGAGAAGAUGGGAGCGACUGAAGCAGAACCAGACCAAGACGGUCAAAUCGUGGAGCAUCCGGCGUCUCUAUCCGCCCACAUCGUCCCUGCUCCCGCUGCCACCAGCCCCACCGACAGCCAGCCCGACAAGGGGGAGAAGAUCGAGCUGAAACGCAGCAUCACCCUCUUCAACGGCGUGGGGAUGAUCAUCGGCACCAUCAUCGGCUCGGGCAUCUUCAUCAGCCCGACCGGCGUGGUGAAGGAGACGGGUUCGGCCGGGCUCUCGCUCAUCGUCUGGUCGGCCUGCGGCGUGGUGUCCACCAUGGGCGCCCUCUGCUACGCCGAGCUGGGCACCACCAUCACCAAGUCCGGGGGAGACUACACCUACAUCCUGGAGGUGUACGGCGAGCUGGCGGCCUUCCUGAAGCUGUGGGUGGAGAUGCUCAUCAUUCGGCCUUCCUCUCAGUACGUGGUGUCGCUGGUGUUCGCCACCUACCUGCUCAAACCUCUCUACCCCAGCUGCAGCGUGCCCGAAAGCGCCGUCAAGCUCAUCGCCUGCUUGUGUCUUACCUCUCUGACGUUUGUAAACUGCAUCAGCGUCCGGGCGGCCACCAAGGUCCAGGAUCUGUUCACAGCUUCCAAACUGCUCGCUCUGGUCAUCAUCAUCCUCUUUGGCUUCAUUCAGAUCUUCACAGGUGAUGUGCCCUAUCUGACACCAGAAAAGGCGUUUGAAGGCAGUAAAAUGGGAGUGGACAACAUCGUCUUGGCUCUGUACAGCGGUCUCUUUGCUUUCGGAGGCUGGAACUACCUGAAUUAUGUAACUGAGGAGAUGAUCAAUCCAGAGAGGAACCUGCCCUUGUCCAUCAUCAUUUCCAUGCCGAUAGUGACGAUCGUGUACGUUCUGACCAACCUGGCCUACUUCACCACCAUCCCUCCUGAGGUCAUGGUGGGGUCCGAGGCCGUUGCCGUGAGUUUCGGCGAGUACCAUCUGGGUGUGAUGUCCUGGCUGAUUCCCGUCUUCGUGGGACUGUCCUGCUUCGGAGCCGUCAACGGGUCUCUGUUCACUUCAGCUCGGUUGUUCUAUGCUGGAGCUCGAGAAGGUCAGCUCCCUGCUGCUCUGGGAUUAGUCCACACCGACCUGUUCACACCGGUGCCGUCCCUCGUUUUCACAUGUUUCCUGUCCAUGAUGUACGCCAUCUCUCAGGACAUCUUCUCCGUCAUCAACCUCUUCAGCUUCUUCACCUGGCUGUGUGUUGGCAUGGCCAUCGCCGGCAUGCUCUGGCUGCGCAUCACCAAACCUGACCUCAGGAGACCCAUUAAGGUGUAUCUGUUCAUCCCCAUCAUCUUCGUGUUGGGCUGCGUCUUCAUGAUCGUCGUGUCCUUCUGGGCGGCUCCGUUCGAGUGCCUGAUCGGCUGCAGCAUCAUUCUCACAGGAAUCCCAGCGUACCUCCUGGGCUACAAGUGGAAGAAACCUCAUGUGGUCAAGAAGAUGCUGGAAAUCUUCACCAUGUUCUGUCAGAAGAUCUUCAUGUCUGUUCCUGAGGAGAGGGGGCAGCAUGCGGCGGCGGAAUAACGCCGGAAAAUAAAGCAGACAAGACGAGAGACUGAGUCGAUUUGUUGGUCUGAACAUUCUUGUAAUGUUUACAUUCAUUCACUUGUGAAUUGGCUAUUAUUAUGUAUUUUUUAAACCCUUUAUCUAAGCAGGCUGGUAACUGUGGGGGGGAAAUGAAAUCAUUCACUAAAGUGGCCUGGAAAGCUUGGUUAAAGGAGGGUUUCUGUGAACUCAUGGCACAUUUUAUGAACACUACAAAUUGUUUAAAUGUCAAAAAAAGUCUAAUCUUAGUCAAGAUUUGACAUUUAGACGCUUUCCACAGCUUUCAUCUGACAAUUAUACCUCCUUUAAUGAUGAAACGUGUUUAAAUGUUGCAUCUCGGUCGAUGGAGAGUCACGCUUUGAUUUGUUUUUCUUUCAGAUAUACCGCAAACACAAAACCAGAAGCUGCUCACGGUUUUCUCUAGUGGCCUGAAACACUGACGUUUACUGUUCCCCUCAAGUGUACAAAUGAGUAGUUUAGGGAGAGAAGGAAAAGCUUUAGAGUUGUUUUUCUACACUUGAUUAAACUAACAAUGAAACUAAACAUAGAUUACAAGAGUUUAGGGUUCUAAAGAAUGUGAAAUCUAAUAAUCUUUCAGUUAAAACUGAGGAUUUUGACUAAUCUGUAGCGAAUAAAGGCCUCAGACAGGAACAACGAGGUCACAUUUGGUCGUUUAACACUAGCACUGAUUACAGUAUACUCCUACUAACACAUUUGCCGAUUUCCAUAUUGGUAUUUUUUUGUAUUCAUUUCUACAAUAAAUCUGCAGCACUGUCUUGAAGCACAAACUAAAGCGACAUAAAACAGCGUUUGUAAUGUUUUCCUACGACGUGUUUGCUGUGAAGCAGGUCUGUCUCUUGUAUCAUUUCUCUCCGAUAUUAAACCCUGUCAGCUGCUGACGUCAGGAUACUUGAUGAAAUGAUGACAGAAACCAGCACCUCUGUCUGUGAGGCUUUACUCUGGGGAGCCGGGGAUCUGUGUACAUAUCACUGUAGUGGCUGAAUCCAGUGUUAGUGUUUGUACUGAAUGUACCUGUGCUGAUAUUCCUUCAUUUUCUCUUGUUUUAUUGUCACUAUAAGACCAAAAUGAAUGUUGCAACUUUAGAUACACAGGCUUUGCUUUUAAUUUCAUCGGAAAUGCAGAAGUCUUGACUUUCAGACUGAGAAUCUGAUGUUUUCCCGAAGUUAUUCUAAGCACUAGUCCACUCCAGAGCAACAGAAAAGCCGCCCUCUCUCUCGGCGGAAAGCGAAGGAGAGUGAAAGUUGUGUGGGCUGGGAAAGGAUUCUGGAUUUUGCACAGCAUUGGGGGGGGACAGAAACCAUUCAUCUGUGCAUCGUCAGCCUCGACUCAUUCUGCCGACAGUCCGGCUUUUACAGGACGCUGUCAGAGCCGCUGGAAAUACUGAAACUGAGCAGUAAUACAGAUGAGCUGAAGGCACAACAACAGUCAAUAAGUCACGUUCCUCCAGUGUUACUGAAACUUUCACAUUGUCAGGAGAACAAGGGAAAGCCUGAGAGAGAAAAAAUGUGUUUAUUCUCCAUGGAGCAACAUCAUUUUUGGCACGAGAGAUGAAAUUUGCUGUCUUUUCUGAGAGAAUCUAAAUAAAAAGGGGGAGAUUUAAAAGAUUACAUGUGCGUUUGUAAUCGGCGCUCACAGGAUUUAAGAGGAAAGAAGCUAAUCUGAAAGUUUACUGCAAGUUUCUCAACGGAAUGCACCUUUUCCACUCAGCAGGCAGACCGCUAGAAGCACAACAAUACAUAUAAAUCAACAUUAAGUAUGUCUUUUUUUGAGAAAUUUGACUCAAUAAAAACAGAGAGCACACUUUUCCCCAUAGGCCUCACCAUUUACUUUAGGUUACACACAACAUGCCGUGUCUGUGUCUGUGUAUAGAGUCUCUAUAUAUAAAUCAGUAAUGCCUUUAGUGGUGUUUGCCCAAUGAAAUGUUAUCAACUCAAAGGAAAAUUAGUAUUUUUAAUCCUAAAGUUGAGAGUAUCUAUUGUAACCGUUGCAUCUCGGUGUCCAUGGCAGGUUCAUGUAACAAUAAACAUAUUUUGUUCAAA
Acanthochromis polyacanthus (spiny chromis) is the source of this 4000-nucleotide messenger RNA. Its product is annotated as large neutral amino acids transporter small subunit 1-like. Bases 306 to 1919 code for a protein of 537 amino acids. Gene Ontology annotation, biological process: amino acid transmembrane transport; neutral amino acid transport. Gene Ontology annotation, cellular component: membrane. The transcript is spliced from 11 exons. Gene Ontology annotation, molecular function: neutral L-amino acid transmembrane transporter activity; L-amino acid transmembrane transporter activity. The record is from RefSeq and is a predicted model, not a curated record. NCBI's taxonomy places the organism in Eukaryota, Metazoa, Chordata, Actinopteri, Pomacentridae.